Molecule: messenger RNA, 657 nt
Organism: Aedes albopictus (Asian tiger mosquito)
Lineage: Eukaryota; Metazoa; Arthropoda; Insecta; Diptera; Culicidae
Gene: JTBR
Product: protein JTB
Exons: 4
Coding region: 174-623 (149 amino acids)
Biological process (GO): mitotic cytokinesis
Cellular component (GO): cytoplasm; centrosome; midbody
Source: RefSeq, a predicted model, not a curated record
CAUCAUCACCAUCUGACACGCCAGUGACAAAACGAAAGCAAAACAUUCGAAUUUGUUCCUGAUGAAAUUUUUAUCUAAAACUGUAGAAUAAAGCAAAAUUAAUGUAAAAAGCUCUCUUUCUGUGUCCUCACUGCUGACUAUAACUGGUCCUGAGCCAACCUCGCUGCCCAACAAUGAUAGAGAAUCUGUCCAAGAAGCGAAUGGUAUUUGGGAUUAGUUGUUUGAUUCUAUUGACGAUCGUGGUGCUGAUCAUCGAGUCCAAAUGGAUGAAAGCCGGAACGCGGCGACAAGAGUUCAUCAUCGAGAAUAAUUCCACCUGCUGGAAGCGGGAAUCGUACGAAGUGAUCAAAGAUUGCCACCCCUGUACGGCGUUCGAGAUUGCCAGCAGAUCGCAGGGGGUUUGCGUGCUCACCCACAACAAGGAAGUGCUCAAGUGCAUGAGUGGCGAGAUUGUUACUCGGAGCUGUGAUCGAGUCGCCUGGCUGGACGAGAAGCACUACUGGUCGUUCCAGAUAUCGCUGACCAUUGUGGGGUGUCUUUCGACGGCUGUAUCAUUCCUACGACAGAAAUCGCUCAACCGAAGGGCUAUGCUCAAAAUCCAAAACCAACUGGGAACCUGUUGAGAGUUAAUGAACAAAACCAUUUAGACAAGUUAAA